AUGGAUCUGGACCAGCAGCAACAGACUCAGCCUGUGCUGGCGGCUGAGAAGAAAGUGGUUACGGCGUCUGUAGAGACGCCGGCGGCGGGGUCAGGUGCUAAUAAUAAUAAUAAUAAAAGACAGAAACGGAAGAAGGAUCACGACUGGUCGUCGUCGCAUGAGUCGACACCCGUGCCUGGUGAGUCGGCGCCGGUCGUGGUUCCACGGAUCCGGCCGCCUCCUCUUCAGCCAAAUGAUUUACGGGCUGUUCCUCAUAGACCGGCUCAGCAGCCGGCUGAAGUGCUCAAUGGAGAUAAUGGCUCGCUACCGGCCAUGUUCAUGACUGAAGAUCAUCCUCAUAACAAACGUGGAUUCCGUUAUAUACAAUGCAGUGGGAACCCCAGUUUAUCGUCUGUUUUAUAUGCCAUUGCCGAGGUACCUCCUUAUGCUGCUCGUGUGUCGUAUGAAGACCGGUCUUCACAGGUAUUCAUUUCUGACGACGCUUUGACUGUCACAUCCAACCAGGGUUUUAGAUCUGCUCGUGCUAAUGUAGGUAUUCGUGAGGGUCAAUGGUAUUUUGAAGUCAAAAUUGUUCGUGCAAACGAUCCGUCGGAUAAAUCUGCUCCUGAUGCACAUGUCCGUCUGGGUAUUACACGUCGUGAAGCCAGUCUCGAGGCUCCGGCUGGCCAUGAUGCCUAUGGCUACGGACUCCGUGAUGUAGGAGGUGAAAAAGUCCAUUGUUCACGACCUCAAUCAUUUAUGAACGAAUCUUUCAAAUCAGGUGAUGUUAUUGGACUUUAUAUCAAUAUUCCUCGGACCGAUGCUCCUGGUAAAUUAAUUCCACCUGAUAUCUCUCGAGACAGAAUCCCCAUCCGAUAUAAAGGACAACUGUAUUUUGAGACGCUCGAUUAUAUUCCCACAAAAUCCAUGGACGAACUAAUUCUUCCCAAAACACUGUACAACAAGAAACGAAAAGAUUCUGAAAAGUUCGUGCCUGCCACCAUUCCUGGCUCGUAUAUCCAGGUAUUCAAAAACGGCAAAGAUAUGGGCAUUGCCUUUGAAGAUCUGAUAGAAUUCCUUCCUCCUCACUGUCAAUUCCAGAAAAACAUGGCUGCUCGAGACGCCGACGACGGCCAGGCCGGCUACUACCCCACCAUCAGCGUUUUCCGCGGUGGAAUGGCCCGAUUCAACUUCGGGCCCAAUUUCGAGUAUCCCAUUGAAAAUACCGGUCUCGUCUACAAACCGCUAUCCAUGCGCUACGACGAGCAAAUAGCAGAUGAUAUUGUCUACGACCUCAUUGACCAAGUGGAUUUCGAGAUCACUGACGCCCUGGAAGACGCCAAACUGGCCCGCGAAGCCGCUAGCCAAGCCAAACUCCCCCAUCUGCCAUCCACCACCACCGCCACCACCACCCUCACAAACCCGACCACAUCUGCCACCACCUCCACCUCCACUCUCCGCAACGUCGCUGCUCCCUCAACCUCACCAUCACCCGCACCAGCAGCCGCCAACCCAACACCCAACAUCGUCGAGAUCGCCCCAUAA
Molecule: messenger RNA, 1524 nt
Organism: Sugiyamaella lignohabitans
Lineage: Eukaryota; Fungi; Ascomycota; Dipodascomycetes; Dipodascales; Trichomonascaceae
Gene: BRE2
Product: Bre2p
Exons: 1
Coding region: 1-1524 (507 amino acids)
Cellular component (GO): Set1C/COMPASS complex
Molecular function (GO): protein binding; transcription cis-regulatory region binding
Source: RefSeq, a predicted model, not a curated record